Messenger RNA from Cynoglossus semilaevis (tongue sole), 2366 nucleotides. RefSeq names its product polymerase (DNA-directed), delta interacting protein 3 (gene poldip3). The coding region runs from base 91 to 1503 and encodes 470 amino acids. NCBI's taxonomy places the organism in Eukaryota, Metazoa, Chordata, Actinopteri, Pleuronectiformes, Cynoglossidae. Gene Ontology annotation, biological process: poly(A)+ mRNA export from nucleus. The transcript has 10 exons. Gene Ontology annotation, cellular component: nuclear speck; nucleus. The record is from RefSeq and is a predicted model, not a curated record. Gene Ontology annotation, molecular function: mRNA binding.
CUACAGGUAGUCUUUGAGUGUCUUGGCCUAAACCGGCUUCCGUUGUGAUAGAUUCUCCUCUGCGCGUGCGUGUUCGGCCAGCGUAAGAAAAUGGCAGACGUUUCUUUGGAUGAAGUGAUACGACAGCGCGGUAUAAACCUCAAAGCUCAGGCCAAACGACCAAUGUUUGGACGGGGUGUAGGAACCAAGAGCUUUGAUGCCCGGCAGAGGAUUGGGGUCAAUGACGUCCGACAGCGUCUUGGAGGAGGAACAGGUUUCCAAGUAAAAGAUGCAAGAGAAAAGCUUGGACAAAAAGAUGCCCGUUUCAAAAUCCGUGGUCGGGGAGGUGCUGGAGGAGUACAGGAUGCAAGGCAGAUGAUUAACUCACGCAAACAGGGGCAAAAUCCAUUGGGUGUUCCUGUGCAAACCACACAAAAUGCAGCUGGACCUUAUAAACUACAGACACUUGUUCCACAAAUACAAAUACACACCAACAGUGUUGCUGGCGCAAACUCAAGGCAGUUUACGCCCACUAUACCGUUAUUGAGCGUGAGGGGAGGUGCUACACCUCAGCUGGUCAGUAGCAAAAGAAUACUGGAUGCACGUGAUAGAUUGAGCCUGAAGAGGAGUGUUGGUGGGACACAGCAGUCUGCUGCUGCCCCACCACUAAAGAUAACAAAGACCAUUCAGCAACGUCCACUCAGCGUUACACCUGGCAUCCGUGCAACUACACAGCCUGGCUCACAUGACCCCAAUAUGGCCGCCAGUAAACAAAUUAAGAUAACAACUUCAAACAAUUCCCUACGGCCUAGUCCAGUUGGGUCCACAUACUCCAUGUCAGCCCCCAUCACCAAGGUGGUUAAAAAUGAUGCCUACACAGCGCCUCGCCCCCCUGUCCUUGUGGCACCAACUCGGCCCAACAGCAGCACGGCUCCUGCGCGAUCUUCAACUGCAGCUUUGCAGCCUGUCACUAGAAGACUUCAGCAAAACACAGCAGAGGCCAGCACAGCAGUUCCAACCCCCCCUCAGCCGACCUUUAGUCCUUUGGAAGGGACAAAAAUCACAGUAAACAAUCUUCAUCCCAGGGUCACUGAGGAAGACAUAGUUGAACUGUUCUGUGUAUGUGGUGCCUUGAAGAGGGCACGGCUGGUCAAAGUGGGCGUGGCCGAAGUUGUGUUUGUUCGUAAAGAAGACGCUGUGAGCGCAUACAGGAAGUACAACAACCGUUGCCUGGAUGGUCAGCCCAUGAAGUGUAAUCUUCACAUACAGGGAAACGUCAUCACGUCUGAUCAGCCCAUUCUGUUGAGGCUCAGUGAUACUCCUGGCUCGGGCAGCAGCACCAAGAAAGAUGGCCUGCCCCCCUCCCUGUCUCGUCCCGCUGGUCAACGAGCCUCUUCACAGCCAACACCAGAGGUGGACCCUCAAACCAUCCUCAAAGCUCUGUUCAACUCCACUGCACAGUCCAGCUCCACCACUGAGCCUUCCAGCUCUCAGGCUGCCACAGCCUUUCGCAUCAAGAUAUAACUUGUCUUUAGUGUGAAUACAUGUACUUCUGCUUUCUCAGUGUCCACGUGCAAACUGUGGUUCUCACCCUGACAGCAGGCGGCCUCUAUUACUGCAAUUUUUACACAUUUGAUAUACACGGCUGAACAUGGAGAACCUGGAUAUCGACUUCCUGAUUUUGUUAUGUGGUCAACUGUGUGUUUCUAGGAUGUACUAGUUGGAAGGAAAUGUGAUAAUUGUUGUGAUCUGACAGAUUUUUCAAAUCAAAUGGGGGUUUUUUUUGUUUUGUUUUGCUCUUGUAUUGGCCCAUGUGUACAUUUCUCACAUUAUGUUGACUUUUUAUAUGCCACAGGAAAAUUUACUAAUGCCCACACAUGGAAAAAAAGACUUAGAACUGUAUUUAACACUGACCAGGAGAAGCAAUGUCAUUGAGAGAUGCGUAAAUGUCCGAAGCCUGUACUUUUUUAAAAUUCUUCCUGCCAAAUAAUGAAAAUAAAACAUGUUUGGACCAUUAAAGAAACUUUAAUAACUUAUUUACAUUUUUGAAUUACUCCCUAAAAGCUGUGUUACCUGAGUGUUCUCUGCUAAAGUUAAAUUCAACUUCAGACAAUGUUUAAAUACAGGAAGGAUAUUAACAAUAAAACAUUUUAGUUUAAAAAUUCUGGAGCAACCAUUACGCUAUCUUUUUUUUUAAUCAUAAACUUGUGUGCUGUUCUCAGCUGGUUUUACUCGGUUGUUUUUUUUUAAACGGUAUGUGAACUCUUUCUGUACACUACUUUAUAUUCUUUACCAGUGGCUGUAAAUGUCUUUUCUGUUGAUUUUGUCAGUGAUGAGGAUAAAAAGGAGGAUGAUAUGGAAUACCCACUAUUAAAUGUUUAGCCUUG